Seminavis robusta is the source of this 4203-nucleotide messenger RNA. The record is from the annotation of a GenBank genome assembly. Lineage: Eukaryota; Bacillariophyta; Bacillariophyceae; Naviculales; Naviculaceae.
AUGAAGUUCUUCUCGACCAUCCUUGAUGCCCUCAGCCACCAUGCCUUGGAGACACCCAACAAGGUUGCCUUUGCUUGGGUUGAUAUCAAGUGUGAGGAACAAAACAAGAUGACGUUCAAACAGUUGGAGGACCAAUCCAAUGCUGUUGCUGCUCGUCUCCUCAAGCUGGGAUGCCAAGAGGGAGACCGUGUCAUGAUCGCCUAUCCCUUCGGCCUAGAGUUCUUGACUGGCAUGUUCGGUGCCAUGAAGGUUGGAGUCAUCCCUUGCUCCAUCUAUCCACCCAAUCCCAACCAGCUCAAGACUGAUAUACCAAAGUUCCGUGGAUUUGCCAAGGAUGCUGGAGCCAAGUAUGCUCUCUCGACUAACAUGUUUGCUACUGCCAUGACUGCAGCUAGUGUCCUCUACAAGACUGGAGUGAAGUGGAUUGGAACUGAUAAUCUACCAAUCAAGAAACGAAAACGCAACAAGACGAAAGAUUACGAGAAGUUUGAGGGAGAACCAAAUGAAGUCUGCUUUAUCCAAUACACGUCUGGAAGCACCGGACGGCCCAAAGGAGUCAUGAUCACCCACCACAAUCUUGCAGAGAACUGCAGGGCCAUUGGCACUUCCACCCAGAUGACUUCUACUUCAGUGACUGUAUCAUGGGUCCCUCAAUAUCAUGAUAUGGGACUCGUGGGUGGUUUCAUGUCCUGCCUAUAUUCUGGUGCCCUCCUUGUCAUGACCUCACCUCUGGACUUCCUAUCGAAACCUGUUCUUUGGUCUGAUAUGAUUGAGACAUUUCAAGCAACGCAUACCUGUGCCCCUAACUUUGCAUACGCCUUGCUUCUAAAGCGAUUAAAGAAAUCCAACAGAACAGCUGACUGGAGUUGUUUGAAGUUUGCUGGGUUUGGUGCUGAACCUACCCAGCAAAGUGUUGUAGAGGAUGUGGUCGAGACUCUGUCCGUCGAGCCAGGAAAUGUUCACAACCUCUAUGGCCUUGCAGAGUCAGUUGUCUGGCUUACAAAUGGACCUGCUAUUGCAGACUCUGAAGGUCUUGUCUGCUGUGGAGAAGUAACCUCCCCUACCCUCAAGCUCCGAAUUGUACAGGAUGGAAAAGAGGUUGGGGAUGGACAGGUUGGGAGUAUCUGGGCCCAGUCACCACGUGUGGCUGCCGGUUACUAUGGACAACCUGAGCUUACUACCUCUACAUUUGCCAAUGCUUUGCCCCAAUAUGAUGGGACCUGGCUUGACACUGGUGACUUGGGGAAGGUUGUGGAUGGGCAGCUCUAUGUCACUGGAAGAGUCAAAGAUGUCAUCAUCAUCAAUGGAAAGAACUACUAUCCAACUGAUGUGGAGCUGUCUAUCGAUGAUCUCUUUGGUGAUCUUAUCCGUCCAGGCAGGACCACAGCCUUCCAACACGGGGAGGACAGUGUUGGUAUCACAGUCGAAGGCCGCAAGGACUUUGACAAGUCUGGAAAUGAAGAUUUGACAGUCCAAAUAGCCAACCAUGUAUCCCAAGUGCAUGGGCUGUUUUCCUCAGAGGUUGUUGUGCUGAAGCUUGGUGUAACACCCAAGACCACCUCUGGCAAGCUGAAGAGGAGUGAGAUCAGGCUGACAACAGUUGGUGGUGAUUGGAAAGAAUCUUCCAUACUACUUCAAUUCAAGAGGCAGGAAACUGUUACUCCUCUUCAGAAAAGUCAACGUUCAUCUUUCCUUGAAAGGAGCUUUUCAAUGCGUGGCAUUGCUAGUAAUGAGUUUUACCUGGAUGAAGAAACUGAACAUGAAAUCAUGAGGCAAUCUGUGAGUACUGGUAACUGGAAUUUUGAGCAGCUUCCCGGCAUUGACCUUAGCCAAACAAAUGCCCUCCCCAGCAAAGCUGCAGACCUCAGGCUGUAUGAUACUGCAGUUGCUGGUGCUUUGGGCCCAGAUGACUUCUCCAGCAGAUAUGCCAACACAAUCGCAUCUGUCUUUGGUUACAAAGUUGCCUUAUCAAAAUCAUGGGCUGAGAAUGGACUCACGUCUCUCAAUAGUGCUGAGCUCAGGAACAAGGUUGAGGAACAGUUGCAUGUGGCCCUCCCAGCAAAUUUUGCACAGCUUUAUCCAACCCCCAAAGAGCUUGAAGAGUUUCUGGCCUCAUCAGAAGGCCAACACUUUCCUACUAAAUCAGCUGAUGAGCAUGUCAACUUUCACUGGAACAAUCCCAGAUCACAGUGCAGCAAACUUGAGAUGAGUCUCGUCCAAGGUCUGGGAUUUAUACCUAUUACACUGGUGCUGUUGGCUUCCAUUUUCCCCUAUUAUCUUGUUGCAGCAAAACUGUCAAGCAAAUGCAGCAUCUCUGAAGACCAAGAGUGCUUGAAGACCAGCUUCUUGUGGUUUCCACUCCUGUUCCCCCUAUUUUGCCUUUCUUUUUCUAUCAUGGUGGUCCUUUGCAAGAUUCUUGUUGUUGGCGUGUACCGCCACCAGGCAAUCAAUUUGAUGUCAAGGCACUACCUAAAAUGGUGGUUUGUUGAUCGAUUGAUGCAUGUCUGGGAACUUUUUGUUGGUAGAUUCUUGUUGGAGACAAAGUUUGCCUGGCUAUUCUACUGGCUGCUUGGUGCUGACAUUGCAUGGUCUACAAAAAUUGAUGCAUUCAUUCGAGAGUGUGAUCUUGUUAGUGUUGGGGCCAAUUCAUCAGUUGGCCAUGCUAUACGGUGCAGAAAAUUCAGGCCAUGGACCGAGGGCAGUCCCAGAAUGGUAUUCCGUCCAAUCACUGUUGGGCCAAACUGCAAGGUGUCUGGGAUGUUAAGCCCUGGGGCUGUUAUUGGAGCUGGGUCCAUAGUCGAGAAAUUGACUGUGGUGGAGGAAGGAGCUCAAGUUCCAGAUGGUGUCAUUGCAAGAGGAAUUCCAGCACACAAAGCCGGUUCAUGCAACCGUCUGGAGGCAAACUGGUGGAAUGAAACCCUUCUUGAUGCUUUCAAAGUUUUCUGGAUGUUUUCAGAAGCCUACCAUUACUAUGCCCUAUACUUCCUUGCCCAUGCAAUCCUCAAAGAAAUCUUGCCAAUAUGGCGCUAUCAAGCUAUUCUGCACUGGUUCCUGCUGUUUCCUCUGGCUUCAUUGAUUGCUAUGGUGACUAGUAUCCUCUUGAAAUGGCUCUUGAUUGGAAAGAGAGAUCCAUCAAAGGAGUAUGGAGGGACAUUGUGGAGAAGAGCAACCAACUGGGCCUGUGACUACCACUUUCGAAUUGCUGCUUGGAUGCUUGGCAAGUUUAUGGGAGGAUCCCGAUUUGAGACAUUAGCUCUGUGGUGCCAUGGCCUUGAUGUUGAUGCUGUGUCAAUUCUCCAUACUGCCUCUAUGAUUUUUUCUCCUUCCAAGGUAGAUUUUGUGAAGAUACGUCAAUCCUUUCUUGCUCUUACUGAAAUCGAACUGGAUAUUCCCUCUGCCUCCGGGGAGAAAAUUGAGAUUUCCCACAGCUCACUUGGAAGAGACACAAUUGUUCAUGCUGGUGCUAAGGUCGUCCGAUCAAAAAUCCCAUCCAGAAGUCAGGUCUCUGACAAGAUCUAUGAUUUGAACCCUCCAAAAACCCAACUAAUAGUGUCAUGGAGCUUCAUCCUCCUGGAAGUGAUUCUUCCUGAAGUUGCUCUUUUGGUUAUGAUUGCCAUCAUCUUUUGGAGUAUCAUCCCUGCAUUUGAGCUGGCUUCAGCAGUUCCAGGAAGCAACUCUUCUCCAAGUGUGCUUAUUCUGAUUAUUGUGGGGGCUGUUGCCUUUCAGUUUCUUGUCUGGAUUCUCCUUGCCAGGAUUCUCGAGUGGGCGUUUCUAAAUGUGCUUCCUCCCUCUAUUCAGAAUGGAUUCUUCCGUGUCUAUAUCUCUUACAUGAAUGGCUUCCGUUAUGGGAACCCAAUUGAGGUGUUUCUAAUGGGAACACUAUUCUUCAAGCACUAUGUUCUUUUCAUGGGCGCAGAAGUCGAUGGUGAUCUUUGGUUCUUCGAUUGCACUCUGGAUGAGUUUGGUAACUACCACUUUGAAGGCAACACAAUCAUGGACAAUGCCUACCCUCGUGGCCACUAUGUUGAUAUCAAUGGACUCAAGCUAGACGAUGUCUACAUUUCUGGGGUUAUCCAUCCUGGAUGUUAUAUUGCAGGUGGAGCUGUUGUAGAAGGCAGGGAAAAUGGUCCAUUGAAAUCUUUCUUUCCCUCAACUGCUGAUACAAAGCCACGGUGCGAGUGGUCAUAUGAUGAGGAGGAGUGA